Messenger RNA from Lacerta agilis (Sand lizard), 2491 nucleotides. RefSeq names its product zinc finger DHHC-type palmitoyltransferase 13 (gene ZDHHC13). Gene Ontology annotation, biological process: protein palmitoylation. Gene Ontology annotation, cellular component: Golgi membrane. Gene Ontology annotation, molecular function: palmitoyltransferase activity; protein binding. The transcript has 17 exons. The coding region runs from base 117 to 1988 and encodes 623 amino acids. NCBI's taxonomy places the organism in Eukaryota, Metazoa, Chordata, Lepidosauria, Squamata, Lacertidae. The record is from RefSeq and is a predicted model, not a curated record.
AGCUCCUCCUCCUGGGCCAGAGCGGCGGGGAAGGUGCGCGUCGGUAACCAGGAAGCGGCGCCAAGAAGCGACUCUAGUCAGGCGAGCGGGGCUGGGCCUGGUCUUGGCGGCCUGGCAUGGAGGGCGGCGGCGGAGGCUGCGGAGGGCGUGAGUGUAAAAGUCAUAGCCACGGUCCCCUUGGCCAUCAUGGGCAUAGCUGGUCUAACAUGUAUGAAGGAAAAGAUCUACCAAAAGAAGAUGUGCUUCCUUUUGCAGAAGACUACAGUAAUUUUGAUAUUGUCAAAGCAACUCAAUAUGGCCUGUUGGAUCGGUGUCAGGAAUUGGUAGAAGCAGGGUAUGAUGUAAGACAGCCAGACAAAGAAAAUGUUACUCUUCUUCACUGGGCAGCAAUCAAUAAUAGGCUUGAUCUUGUAAAGUUCUUCAUUUCCAAAGGUGCAGUGGUGGAUCAACUAGGAGGUGAUUUAAAUUCCACUCCACUUCACUGGGCUGUUAGACAAGGGCAUUUGUCUAUGGUCAUACUGUUGUUAAAAUGUGGAGCAGACCCAACUCUAAUUGAUGGUGAAGGAUAUAGCAGCUUGCAUUUAGCUGUGCUUUUUCAGCACAUGCCUGUCAUAGCUUACCUCAUAUCAAAGGGUCAGAGUGUAGAUACAACAGAUCACAAUGGACAAACACCUCUUAUGCUGUCAGCGCACAAAGUAAUUGGGACGGAACCUACUCGUUUUCUGUUAAAGUUUAAUCCUUCCCUCAAAGCUGUAGACAACAUAGAGAAAAACACUGCAUUGCACUGGGCUGUUGAAUCAGGAAACGUUAGUGCUGUAGACGUAUUGCUAGAAGCUGGGUCGAGUCUGGACAUCAAAAAUAUCAAGGGAGAGAGGCCGCUUGACCUUGCACAUAAAACUAAAAAUCGCUUACUUGUUCAUCUGCUUUGUGAAGAAGAAAGACUGAGAGCCAGAAAAAAUUCCAGGUUUCUGAGGAUUCUGGGAAAGUAUGAGUUCUUACUCUUGCUAGUGUCAUCAUUGACGUUGAUAUGGGCUAUAGGAUAUGUAGCGGACUUAAAUUCAGAUUCGUGGCUGUUGAAAGGAAGCUUGCUAGUCUUCAUAUUUGUUAUCACGUCCCUGAUUGCAAGGCAGUUUGUAGGAAUCAACAAACUACAAUAUUUCCCAUUAGCAUUCUUGCUUGGUUCUGUCUUCUGGAUAUCUUGGACCUGUUUCAUCUUGUUCCUGCCUGAUUUUUCAGGCACGAUUUCUCAGCUUCCCUUCUUUCUUGGUAUGGUGGGUCUUUUCUAUUAUUUAUACAAAACUAUCAGAACUGAUCCUGGAUACAUUAAGACUACAGAAGAAGAGAAUAAAAAGAAUAUUAUUAAUCUUGGAGAAUCUGGCUCCUUGGAUUUCAGAACCUUUUGCACAUCAUGUCUUGUGAAAAAACCAUUGAGAUCCAUGCACUGCCACACUUGCAACUCAUGCGUAGCUAGAUAUGACCAACAUUGCAUCUGGAUUGGACGAUGCAUAGGUGUUGGCAACCAUUCUUAUUUUGUCCUGUUUCUCGUUUUCCUGACAAUGGUGAAUAUCUGGGCACUAUAUGGGACAAUUCUGCAUUGGUCAGAACACUGCACAACAACAUACUGGGAAGAUGGAGCAUGGACUUCCUUCACGCAGAUUGUGUCUUGUUCACCAUGGGUGUUGUACAUUUUCACACUAAUAUCUUUUCACACGUCAUGGGCUAUGUUGUUGCUAAUCCUUCAGCUCUAUCAGAUUACCUUUCUUGGAUUGACCUCACAUGAGAGGAGUGCCCUCUGGAAGCAGAGUAAGCGUUCAAAGCAUCCCGUUUCACUCAGGAAGACUCCAUAUAACUAUGGCUGCCUUCAGAACCUAGCAGACUUCUUCCAGUGUAAAUGCUUUGGAAUGUUCAAGCCCAACAUCAUUGACUGGACUAAGCAGUACACGCUAACGUUUCGUUCACUGAAGGAUAGAAAUGUUCACGCCGUGUGAAAAUAACCUACAUCAGGUCCUUGGGAUUCAGCUGGAAGCUGAAAUAAAUACGGAUAUUUGGUAUACAUUUUACAGUUUGCAACUUAUUUCAGAAUUUCCUUUGCUAUAUUUGUAUCGCUGUUAUUUUGGGAAAGGUUGUUUUACGUGAACAAAAUGAAGCAAAGUGGAUAAUGCAAUGGGACAACUGUAGUUCAUAUAUAAAAUCUUCCAAUAGGUUGGAAGUAAGUACAACUGUGAAAUGUCACUUUUCAAAUUGCUAAAGAAAGGCCUUUUUUAUAUAUAAAGCAGCCUGGAAAUCCUAGCCAUUGUUGUUCUUAUGUGUCCAUUAAAAUUUGCACUUGAUAAUAAAGGGUAGGGAGAGAUGCUUUGAAUUUCAAAAUAUUUUAGUAUAUGAAAACUGAUUUGUAACUUGAACUGUCUCUUUGAUCUGUAAAUCUGUAUAUAAGGGCUGUUUAGAUUUAAUAUAUUCAUGCUCACAUUUAUUAAAAUAGGACUUUUUUGUA